This is a messenger RNA of Parnassius apollo (apollo), 435 nucleotides long. The record is from the annotation of a GenBank genome assembly. Lineage: Eukaryota; Metazoa; Arthropoda; Insecta; Lepidoptera; Papilionidae.
AUGCAUACUUUGAGAUUAUUAUGGGCAGCUAAUAAUGAAACAACAUUGCAAAGACGCCAAACAAGAGAAAAUCGUCGUAAAAUGGUGCAAAUUGUGGAGAUGGAGGAAUUGGAACUUGUUCAACGUUUUAGGUUUCAGAGGCGAUUUAAACUCCCGGGUACAGUUGGAUGCAUAGACUGUACCCAUAUAGCAAUAGUCAUGACAUCAGAUGAAGAACAUUUAUUUUUUAAUAGGAAAGGUUAUCAUUCAUUGAAUGUACAAAUGGUAUGCAACAGUAAUUUAAAAAUUACUAAUGUAAAUCCAAAGUUUGGCGGAGCUACCCAUGACUCAUUCAUAUGGGCAUCUAGCAGAAUGGAAACAUUUAUGCGAGAAUUGCACCAAAAUGGAGAACAGGUGUGGUUAUUAGGUCAUUCUGGAUAUCCUCAGCGGCCAUGA